AUGCGAUCAAUCAUCACUUUGACCUUCCUCGCGAUUACUUCUCUCCUUACCACCGUCCUGGGCAGUUAUGUCGACAUGGUCAUUGACUCCGAGAAGGAAUUAGCUGGUACUCUUGAUAAAUUCGUUGAAGAUCAUCCAGACACAUACGACUUCAUCGCUAAAUCACACGAUGGUAGAAUCGUCAUCCAAGUUAGAUUUGAAGAUGAUACCGUUGGUAUCGAAGGUUUCUUCACCGAGACUCCAGAAUUGUUGGACGAUUUGGAUGUGGCACAAAAAUCAAUCUUGGCUUCUACCGUCUCGGCUGGAUUGGACGAACAAUCCGGAACUACAUUGGAAUCCCUUCAAGCUUAUCGAUACGGCGCUCCGGACGAAGGCGAUUUACACAAGAGACAAUCUUGUCAACCAUGCAGAGAGUGUCUAAGGGACGUCAAUGAACAUCUCAAGAAAAGGGCUUCCUUUUGUGGUCAAUUCUGCUCAACCAGAUUGAGCUGCAUCGUCCCUGGAUGUAGAAGAUGCUACUAUACUGGCGGAGCUUGUAUUUGGCAAAAAUCAUAUCAAAGAGGUUAG
This is a messenger RNA of Kwoniella mangroviensis CBS 8507, 567 nucleotides long. RefSeq lists its product as uncharacterized. The coding region runs from base 1 to 567 and encodes 188 amino acids. Lineage: Eukaryota; Fungi; Basidiomycota; Tremellomycetes; Tremellales; Cryptococcaceae. The transcript has 2 exons. The record is from RefSeq and is a predicted model, not a curated record.